GCACUUUCUUGAACAAGCACUAGAUGGUUCUGAGAUUGAAGAGUCAUUAAUCAACUCAGUUAUGCAGCAAUUGACAUUUCAUUGCACACCAGAAGUACAUGUAAGAUUUGACCCAGAGAACGGCCAAAAGUUUGAUAUUUGCAAUGCAAAUCGACAGUUUGAAUUGGAAAUUAUGCCGAAACUUACUAGUCAAUGGUCUAAUUAUUUCAACAAUGCAAAGAAUACACUACAUUUCUAUCAGUUUGGUAACUGCCCUGGUUAUGCUGAACGAGAAAUAGAGGUGACAGCUGAUGGAACUUGGUCUAUGCACUUUGAAGGUAAACAUCGUAACAUAAACAUGGACUGGUUGGAUAUUUCAGAUACUCUGAAGAGUUGUGCAGAUCUGGUUGAGCUCCUUAAUACUGUUGGUGGACUAAAAUCAUGCCAAGGUUGUAAUUUUGACAAGUAUAGGUCUCUAAUACAGGGUGAAAUUUGCGACCAGGAACCAGUUUUCAAAACCAAGGAUGGCACUCCAGCUGCAAUGAUCGAUUUCAUGGUGUCUAAAGAUAAAGAGAAACUAAUUAGAUAGCCAAAAUGUUUGAUAUUUCUUGUUGAGAGUAAUUUGGUCAAAACACCCAACACUUGCGAAGCAUGCAAAAACACAGACCAAUAUUUAAGGACAAUGCUAUCAAGAAAAAACAACGAUGAAGGAAAACAUUGCCAAAGGGUACGGUUAGAUUAUUUGUCGAAAGAAGACCUCCUCGACCAUGCAAGGAAUGCUAUAAAAGAUAUGAAAUACUGGAAACAGAGGUGUCAACGCAUGCAAGAAUACAGAAACAAAAUUACCACAGUUGGGCCAAAAACAAACAAUGACCUCCAAACAUUGUUCACAAAAAUGUACAAUGGAAUUUCCGAAAAAAAACAUCAUCUACAAAAUCCCAUAUGCCAAUGGAAAGAGUGUCAUGAAAAAUUUGAAAACGUCGAGCUACUCUAUGACCACACUAAACAACAUGCCGAGAAAGUUGAUACUAUAACAGUUGCACCAAUAGAAAAGGACUACAGAUGUCAAUGGGAAAGAUGUGAUAAACAUUUUGGCAAGCUGAAAUUACUCCAUAAUCACAAGAGAGAACAUACUGGCUAUGUAAAAGAUAAACUUAUGGAAAUCCUGUUAAAAGACCAAGCAAUGGCUUUGCAAAAACCUGCAAAACGGAUGAAAUGCCACCCGUUGGUAAUACAGUGGUGUUUAAAAUUGUAUUGCAAAUCCCACUCAAUCUACGAGAGCAUGCAAUCUUCUGGAGCCCUUAAAUUACCAAGUGGCGGGACCCUAUCAGACUACCAGAACUUCAACAAUCCUAAAUCUGGUUGGAAUUCAGAAACAAUUGAAAGCAUGAAAAUGAAAUUCGACAAAAUGAAACCGCCCAAACAUGCCAAAUUAGGAGGUUUGUUCUUUGAUGAAGUCAAAAUUAAAGAAGGCCUUGUGUUUGACAGCAGCUCAUGGGAACUUAUUGGAUUUACGGACAUACAUGAAGAAAAUGGAACAAAUAACCCACUCGACAAGCUUGCAACUCGUGUCCUACAAUUCUUUUACAGGAGUCUAUUUUUUAAAUUUGACUUUCCAUGUGCAUAUUUUCUAACACAAGGUGCUACAGCAGUUCAGCUUAACCGUAUGUUCUGGUUUGGCAUCAGCUUACUACACAGCUUUGGUUUUGAUGUACUUCUUGUAUGUUGUGAUGGUGCAUCAUCCAACAGAACAUUUUACACCAUGAAUACCAACAACCCAUUGCACUCUAAAUGCUUGAAUCCGUUAUCAAACUACCCAAUAUUUUUCAUGUCAGAUCCACCACACUUAAUGAAAAAUUUGUUCAACAGUGGCUUUAAUCAUAAACGAUUUACUCGUCACAUGAUGAAAAAUGAAAACUAUAUACUAUGGGAUCAUGUUAAUGAUGUGUAUAAAAGAGAAAAGUUAAGGAACCUCUACGUCACAGAUCUUCGUAGCUCGCACAUUAACCAAGAUAACCUUAGUAAAAUGCGUGUAAAACUGGCGGUGCAAACAUUGUCAGAAAAAGUGACCAGCGAGAUGAGCAAGUGUGAUGAUGACAACACAAAGGCUACCCAAAACUAUAUAACAAUCUGUAGUAAAUUUUGGAGUGUUUUUAAUUCUGCUAAACCAUUACGUGCAAAAGAUGUGGAAAUUAUUCAACUGCUUGAUGAUGUAGUCAAAUUGUUCAAAGAUUGGCAAUAAACAUUGCAAAGUCAAUUUGAAACUAAAACUGAACAAGCCAAGCACUUUAUAUCCUGGCAGACAAUGUUUUAUUUGAUGGUAAAUACACUGUAUUUGAUUUAUUAAUUAAACAUUGUUACCUGAGCAGAACCAGACUCAAGUACAGUACCAUGGUAACUUAUUUGAUACUAAAUAAGUUGAUUUUAACUGGGUCCCAUAAACAUCCUAACAUUUCUUUCAAACCAUUACUGUAACCAAAAUUGUAGCUUUGUUUUCUUUUCUUUUCUUAAAGGGUACCAUAGAUGCAUUCAAGAAAUUCCUUGAUUUUAUUGCAAGUGAAAAGUUUGUUGAGGAGUAUGGUGAGCUAUUUGUCAUGCCAAUUAAGCUAAAUCAAGACUUUGUAGAGUCUUUCUUUUCGUCUCAACGACAAAUGUGUGGCGGCACACAAAAUAUGACAGCGUUUGUUUACUCAUACAACAUCAAUGGCUACAGUUGUGCUCAAACGGCAAAGGCACUGGGAAACAAACAAACAAAUGUUUAUGAACUGCAAGAAACAAUGACCUACUUUGAUGGCAAUAACAAUUUCCCAAAAAGAAGAAAUGAAAACAGUAUUUACAAUUUAGUCGAAUGGUACAUUGACGUAUAG
Messenger RNA from Paramuricea clavata, 2846 nucleotides. The record is from the annotation of a GenBank genome assembly. Lineage: Eukaryota; Metazoa; Cnidaria; Anthozoa; Malacalcyonacea; Plexauridae.